This is a messenger RNA of Mercenaria mercenaria, 1391 nucleotides long. RefSeq lists its product as uncharacterized. Lineage: Eukaryota; Metazoa; Mollusca; Bivalvia; Venerida; Veneridae. The transcript is spliced from 2 exons. The record is from RefSeq and is a predicted model, not a curated record. Gene Ontology annotation, molecular function: protein binding. Bases 38 to 766 code for a protein of 242 amino acids.
UUUACUGUUUUCUAUUCUACAGUCUAUGUGAUGAACAAUGGCUGUUUUCUACAUUUCAUAUUUUAUAUUGCUAUUCGUUUGUUGUUUCUCGGACGCUCUUGAAGAUGAGUCAGUGUUCUCAAAAUUGAAAUAUGACAAGGAAAUGUUAGAGACAAUGGUUAGAAUGGAAGCUAGAAUGAAGAAAUGGGACAAAGAAAGAAAAAUAUUCGAAGAGAAUGUCAUGUCUAUCUUGGAGCAUCGUAGAGAAGAAAUGCAAGAAUCGUUUUCUGCCCAAAACGAAAAGUUACAGAGGAUGUUUGAGGACUACAACGAGAUACGUAAUGAACUAGCAAACACGACUAGUGGUCUGGAGGAGUUAGUUGGAACACUAGGCGGCAAGCAAAAGGUUGCAUUCAACGCAUAUACAACAUCCGGCGGAAGUUACAAUGACAAUCAGAAGAUUAUAUUUCCUCAUGUUCUUCUAAACGCAGGCGACGGAUAUGACAAUAUCACCGGAGACUUCACAGCACCUACUGCUGGCUUAUACUAUUUCGGCGCACACAUCUGCCAUCAAAAUGCAAAAUACAUGGUUGUCUCAAUCGUCCAUGAAGGCAAGAAAAUUGCGCUUACAACUGAGUAUGAAGACCUUAAACAUAGUUGUAGCUCUGUAAGCGCCCCGGUUAUAAUGAAAACUGGCGAAAAAGUGUUAUUCAGUGUUCGUAUGCACUUAGCGAGAUGUACGCAGAUACCUUAUACAGAUGGCCUUCCUUCACUGGUGUGCUUGUGAAUAACUGAAAAUCAAAUCACAUUGGUAAAACUUUAACUUUUGUGCUUAAUUGACAAUUCUAACAUUUCAAGCUUUCCUAGAUAUAUAUACCAUUGGAAAAGUGAACAGUAUUUUACUUAGUUUAGUUUUUAUAUCUUGAUUAAACUUAAUGUUUUGACGCAUUUGUGUUCGAGUUUAGAUAUUCGUAUGAAUUCUAGAUGUUGAGAGAACCUUUUAAUUGCGAUGUGAGCAUUUAUUAGAAAACAAAAAAUACAAAAUGUUUCAAUACCGUAGACAUCUGAUAUAUAGAAUAACAUCUCAGUCAAGAUAUUGAAAUGUAUGUUCAGAAAGAAAGUUCGUAAAGAGAAUAUAUCUUGUUUUGUUGUAAAGGUCUAAUGUAUGACGUAGUGCAUAUUUCAGUUGGCGAAAACAGUUAUACUACUAACUGCUUAAACAUUUACAUUUUCAUUUUAUUUCAUCCAUAGAAUUGAUUGCAUGUCUUUUAUAAAGACUAACACGAUAUAGUUUCCGUAGAGCAAUUGGACGGCUAAACCUGUGACAGUUUGUGUGGUGUACGUCAUAGCUCUUUCAUUUAUUAAUUCAGCGUUGCUAUUAGCAAUUCAUGAAUAAACUUCUCGUAAACAAA